Messenger RNA from Pochonia chlamydosporia 170, 558 nucleotides. Its product is annotated as NEDD8-conjugating enzyme Ubc12. The record is from RefSeq and is a predicted model, not a curated record. The coding region runs from base 1 to 558 and encodes 185 amino acids. Lineage: Eukaryota; Fungi; Ascomycota; Sordariomycetes; Hypocreales; Clavicipitaceae. The transcript is spliced from 4 exons.
AUGUUGAAGAUAUGGUCCAUGAAAAAGGAGCAGAAGCUGGCGGAGAAUGCAGAGGGCCAAGCUGGCGGAGGAAAGAAGAAGAAGGUGACGGCCGCGCAGUUGAGAGUUCAAAAGGAUUUAUCCGAGCUGUCUCUUGGUUCAACGAUGAGAACCGAGUUUCCCGACCCAGACGACAUUCUCAACUUUGUCUUGACCAUCGAGCCUGACGAGGGUAUGUACCGGGGCGGCCGAUUUACGUUCGACUUUGCGAUCAAUCAGAACUUUCCGCACGAGCCUCCGAAAGUAAGGUGCAGGGAGAAGAUUUAUCACCCGAAUAUUGAUUUGGAGGGGAAGGUGUGCCUGAACAUUUUGAGGGAGGACUGGAAGCCGGUUUUGAAUUUGAAUGCGGUCAUAGUGGGAUUGCAGUUUUUGUUCUUGGAACCCAACGCAUCAGACCCUUUGAACAAGGAAGCUGCUGAGGAUUUGCGGAGUAACAGAGAGGCAUUCAAGCGCAACGUUCGAACGUCCAUGGGCGGAGGAAGCAUUAAGGGCACGCCAUACGAUCGGGUACUCAAAUGA